This is a messenger RNA of Oncorhynchus masou masou (cherry salmon), 9765 nucleotides long. RefSeq names its product potassium voltage-gated channel subfamily H member 1-like. Bases 348 to 3260 code for a protein of 970 amino acids. Lineage: Eukaryota; Metazoa; Chordata; Actinopteri; Salmoniformes; Salmonidae. Gene Ontology annotation, molecular function: delayed rectifier potassium channel activity. Gene Ontology annotation, biological process: potassium ion transmembrane transport; regulation of membrane potential. Gene Ontology annotation, cellular component: plasma membrane. The transcript has 12 exons. The record is from RefSeq and is a predicted model, not a curated record.
CAGUCAGUUUUCAAUUUUUGGGUUCCAGGUGAAGGCCUAACCUGUGCUUCACAGCCUAAACGCAGGAUUGUGGGGGUGAUGGUACCCGGUUGAGGUACCCAUGUGCAAAGAUGUCAGACGAGAGACAGGUGAUGCGCUCUCUGCAUGCAUCCCGUCUUCAACAGGGGGAGCACAGCCACGGAACGUGCCGGCGAACAGCAUGAGGUGAGGGAUUCUUCCGCUCAUCAUAUCUAAGCAGAACAGGGACCAUGAAAGCAGCAGAGCAGCUGUAUCGUCCUACGGAUACUUCAGACAUCCCUUCACUCUAAAAGCGUUCUCUUCUUACCCACGUUGAAUGACAAGGCGGAAUGGCAGGUGGACGUCGAGGACUUGUGGCCCCACAAAACACUUUUCUCGAGAACAUCGUCCGACGAUCCAAUGAUACCAACUUUGUUCUGGGCAAUGCCCAGAUUGUGGACUGGCCCAUUGUGUACAGCAACGACGGCUUCUGCAAGCUCUCCGGUUACCACCGUGCUGAGGUCAUGCAGAAGAGUAGCACCUGCAGUUUCAUGUAUGGGGAGCUCACAGACAAGGAGACGGGUGAGAAAGUGCAACAGACCUUUGAGAAUUAUGAGAUGAAUUCGUUCGAAAUUCUCAUGUAUAAGAAGAAUCGGAUGCCGGUGUGGUUCUUUGUAAAGAUCGCUCCUAUCAGGAAUGAGCAGGACAAGGUGGUGUUGUUUCUGUGCACCUUCAGUGACAUCACUGCAUUCAAACAGCCCAUUGAGGAUGACUCUGUGAAAGGAUGGGGUAAAUUCGCUCGACUCACACGGGCUCUGACCAGCAGCCGGGGAGUGUUGCAGCAGCUGGCGCCCACCGUCCACAAGGGCGAGAACGUCCACAAGCACUCUCGUCUGGCUGAGGUCCUCCAGCUGGGCUCAGACAUCCUCCCGCAGUACAAGCAGGAGACACCUAAAACUCCUCCCCACAUCAUCCUCCACUACUGCGCCUUCAAGACCACCUGGGACUGGGUCAUUCUCAUCCUGACCUUCUACACAGCCAUCAUGGUGCCCUACAACGUCUCAUUCAAGACCAAGCAGAACAACGUCACCUGGCUGGUGGUGGACAGCAUCGUGGAUGUCAUCUUUCUGGUGGACAUUGUGCUCAACUUCCAUACCACGUUUGUGGGGCCAGCCGGAGAGGUCAUCUCGGACCCCAAACUGAUCCGGAUGAACUACGUCAAGACGUGGUUCGUCAUCGACCUGCUCUCCUGCCUGCCGUACGACGUCAUCAAUGCCUUCGAGAACGUUGACGAGGGCAUCAGCAGUCUCUUCAGCUCCCUCAAAGUGGUCCGUCUGCUCCGCUUGGGCCGGGUGGCCCGUAAACUGGACCACUACAUUGAGUACGGGGCCGCUGUCCUUGUCCUGCUGGUGUGCGUCUUUGGCCUGGCUGCCCACUGGUUGGCCUGCAUCUGGUACAGCAUCGGCGACUACGAGGUCAUCGACGAGAACACCAACAGUGUGAGGAUGGACAGCUGGCUCUACAUAUUGAGCGAAUCGGUGGGGACACCGUACCGCUUCAACGCCAGUGGAUCUGGAAGGUGGGAGGGCGGGCCUAGCAAGGACUCAGUCUACAUCACUUCCCUCUACUUCACCAUGACCAGCCUGACCAGCAUCGGCUUCGGCAACAUCGCCCCCACCACCGACGGAGAAAAACUCUUCGCUGUGGCAAUGAUGAUGAUCGGAUCACUCCUGUAUGCCACCAUCUUCGGUAACGUGACUACCAUCUUCCAGCAGAUGUACGCCAACACCAACCGCUACCACGAGAUGCUCAACAGCGUCCGCGACUUCCUCAAGCUCUACCAGGUGCCCAAGGGCCUCAGCGAACGCGUCAUGGACUACAUUGUCUCCACGUGGUCCAUGUCUAGAGGCAUCGAUACAGACAAGGUGUUGCAGAUCUGCCCCAAGGACAUGCGGGCGGACAUUUGCGUCCAUCUUAACAGAAAGGUGUUCAAGGAGCACCCAGCCUUCAGACUCGCGAGCGACGGGUGCCUACGGGCUCUGGCCAUGGAGUUCCAGACCAUCCACAGUGCCCCCGGAGACCUCAUCUACCACGCGGGCGAAAGCGUAGACAGCCUCUGCUUUGUGGUGUCCGGGUCCUUGGAGGUCAUCCAGGAUGAUGAGGUUGUGGCCAUAUUAGGAAAGGGAGACGUGUUUGGGGACAUCUUCUGGAAGGAGGUGACCCUAGCCCAGGCUUGCGCCAACGUUCGGGCCUUGACUUACUGCGACCUCCACGUCAUCAAGCGUGAAGCUCUGCAGAAAGUUCUGGAGUUCUACACGGCCUUCUCUAACCACUUCUCCCGCAACCUGCUGCUCACCUAUAACCUCAGAAAGAGGAUAGUGUUCCGGAAGAUCAGUGAUGUGAAACGUGAGGAAGAGGAGAUGCUCAAGAGGAAUAAUGAGGCCCCUCUGAACCUUCCUCCGGACCACCCCGUCCGUCGCCUCUUCCAGCGCUUCCGGCAGCAGAGGGAGGCGCGACUGGCAGCAGAGCGAGCUAGUCAGGGGGAGCCACCAGACGUGGAGAAGGGCACCAUCCACCUGGAGCAAACCAAGGUCCACGAGGUCCUCGCCUCCACCAGCAUCAUCAUGGUGACCGAGAGCCCUGCCACUCCCACAGCUUCGUCCACAUUGUCAUCUUUGUCCUCCAGGCCCUCUAGCCGAGUCAUGCUUCAUGCCCCUGCCAUCCAAAAUGGCAACCUCGUAGGCUGCAAGUCCGCAGAGCCUGCGCCAAAGACCAAAAAGGGCUGGGGUCGUUUCAAGGAAUCCGUUGUGAAAGCAGAGUCAUGGAGCAGCGUUUCUAAGGCCGAGUCCAUGGAGACCUUGCCGGACAGGACUAAGUCCCAUAACGAGAUGUCUCUCAAGAAGACAGACUCUUGUGACAGCGGUAUUACCAAGAGCGACCUGCGCUUAGAUAACGUGGGUGACGCCCGCACUCCGCAGGACCGGAGCCCUGUGCAGUCAGAAGGGAAGCUGGUUGUCUGUCCGAUACCCGUACAGUCCAUGCACACCUCUUUCCUGGAGCUGAAGCAGGAACUUAGGGGAGACAUUGGGUCUCUUAAUGGCCGCAUGGCGGUGGUGGAGGCACAGCUGGCCGAGAUGCUUCAACUGCUAAAAUCGAAAAAGACCUCUAGUUCGAGAAAGGCCUCUCGCUCAUCCAGUUUCUUUGAGAUGUCACGACCGGCAUCCCCCGAUUCCGAUAAGGACGACAGCUUCUCACAAUCUUGACACUGCAUGUUUUGGCAGUCUAUGCAGUGUUUCCCAACUGUAGUCCCUGAUGACCCCCAACAGUAUACAUUAUUUGAUGUAGCCCCGGACAAGCACACCUGAUUCAACUUGUUAAUUAUCAAGCCCUCAAUGAGUUGAAUCAGGUGAGUUUGUCCGGUGCUACACCAAAAAUGUGUGCUGUUGGCGGUACUCAAACUGGAGUUGGUCUAUGGGACAUGGUCUAUGGGACAUGAAGUGAAUACAUCCUAGAGUUCAUCCAGGAGCUGGCUGAGGUGUCGCAAAAAUCUGAGAGGUUUUGUGAAGACUUGGGCAAUAAGAUGUUCCCAAAUUAGUACAGAUGAGUAAUGAGGGAUUAUCUUACCCUUUUAUUAUUAUUAUUAGAUAUAGGGGUAAUCUGGAUAAAAAGAUGCACAUCUGGAUUAUCUCUGCACCUUGAGGCACAUACUGUGUGAUAUUCCAUGGAUCUACUUUUGUAGGGGUUUAAACUGUAAACAGCAUAAAUAACGCAUUUGUUGUCGAAUUUCUUUUCAAUUGGACUCGUUUUAGUUUUGGUCACACAUUUCUCAUGGUAAAGCUAAAACCUUAAGGAGGUUUUCAUAAAAUCAGUGCACUCAAUUGAAAUUAGCAAUAAUAUUUUAUUGCAUUUAUAUAGUUUUUCACCAGGUCUCAAAGCACUCCACUUUGCAGGGGGUGAUGUGGUCAUGAUAACAUGAACACUGUGUAGCAACAGCGAAGAUGCACAUAUCUAAAAUGGCAUUGUCCAUGAAUGGAUUUGCUUUCGUUGUAGUUUGUCAAAGGUUAAUGCAUUACUGGGAUAAAGUACAAUCUUGUAAAUAAUGAUAGAUUGUUAUGUUGGAUAUCCAUCACUUCCCAAUGGCAGCAGGUACAUGUACAGUACAUGAGCACAGUUGCACAAUAUGAAAGUGUACCAUGUGUGUUUUAAUUUCAGUGGGAAAGCUGGAUAUUUAGAAUUUGUGUGUGUGUUAAAUGUCCUCGCAUGAUAACAUGUUUGGUCAUUAUAAUACAGUAUGUUGCAAAAUUUAAGUUACACCAAAAAUACAUGUUUGAGCCAUUUCUAAAAUAGGCAUUUUCACCCCAUCCAACCGUUAUGUUAUUUGGUUUUGUCCAGUCAACAACCAAACAAAUGUUGCUAUGCUAGCUCAAAGCACGCAUUGGCAACAACUGUAAACUUGUUUAGUAAUGCAAAAUUACACAAAAAUACCUUGAAAGCAGUGUGGCUUGUUAUUUACGCCAUUGCUCUCACUUUGUAUUAAAAUGAGGGGAAAAUCAUGAUUGUGAACUGUCAAUGUAUGGUGGAAACCAUGGCACCUUUUCAACCAACGUCCAUCCUGAAUUGUCAUGGGAAGAAGUCAAUCUCGACUAUGAAACCUUUGUGCAUUUCUGGUCAUCACUGUUGAUAUAAUAUGCAAAGUGUUGCCAUUUAUAUUGUGUCUCGAGCAUUUGUGUUGCAAUGUUAAAGGAGUAAAAUGAGAUACUUGCACAGACAGGUCCAGAAUUAUUGGUACCCUUGAUAAAGAUGAGGAAAAAUUCAGGAAAAUUAUAUAUGUUAUACUAAUACAAUUGCUCAGAGAAAGAGAUUUUGUUUGACAAGUAAUAAUUGUUUUCUCAAAAAAAAAGAUAGGGGUCAAAAUGAUUGGCACCCCUGUUUUUAAUACUCUGGCACCCUCCCCCUUGCGAGGAUAAUGGCACGGAACCUUUUCUGAAUUUUUUAUGAGAUUGGAGAACACAUUGGGAGGGAUCGUAGACCAUUUUUCCAGAUCUUUCCAGAUCCUUGAUAUCCUUUGUCUGUGCUUAUGGACUGCCGGCUUCAAUUCAAACUACAGGUUUUUAUUGGGAUUCAAGUCCAUAGACAGAUGGCCAUUGCAAAAUAUUGAUUUUGUGGUCACUUAACCAUUUCCUUUGUGUAUUUUGAUAUGCGCUUGCGGUUGUUGUCUUGCUGGAAGAGCAACUUGCGGCCAAGUUUCAUCCUCUUGGCAACCUGGUUUUUGGGAUAAAAUACCCUGGUACUUGGUAAAGUUCAUGAUGCCGUUGACAUUAACAAGGGCCCCAGGGCCAGUGGAAGCAAAAUAGCUCAUAACAUCAAAAGAUCCACCACCAUAAAGUAGGUAUGAGGUUAUUUUCUGCAUAUGCUUUCUUCUUUUGAUGCCAAACCCACCACACUCAUGUGCAUGGCCAAAGAGCUCUACUUAUGUCAUCUGACCAUGCUCAGGUUCCAAUCCAAGUGCCAAUGCAAUGAACUCCCAAGCGGUUCCCUUCUGGGUUGCUCUCAAUUAUGUUUUUCUGGCAACCCUUCCAAAAAGCCUAUUGGCAUGGUGUCUAAUUAUACAUUUAAAAAGUCUUACUUGGUGACCCGAAGAUGUUCUGUAAUUCUCCAAAUUUGGCUCUUAGAUGUUUCUUUACAUCCCAAACCAUCUUCCUUACUGUGUGUGGGGACAAGAUACACAUACGUCCAAUAUCAGGCAGGUUUACCACUGUUCCAGAAGUUUUAAACCUCCUAAUUGUUGGCAUAAUAGUGGUAAAUAGUCAUUUUUUGUACCCGUUGCCUGAUUUAUGAAGGUCCACAACCAUCUCUUUUCAUUGUGAGUUCUUCGCCUUUUCCCAUGGUGAUGGAUGAUAAAUUUACAUGUGUGUUACCUAAUUUAUUUAUUUAUUUGAUUUAUCCCAGUAAAACAGGGAGCCAUGGAAGACCACAAUGCAGUUAUUUAAGGUGGGAUUAAUUUUAAAAAGUAGAAUUUUAAUGCAGAUUGUUUCAUAAGAGUCUUUAGGGGUGCCAUUAAACAUUUUGAGAUAUAUUUUUUUUCUCUGAGAAAUUGUAUUAGUAUAAAAUAAUGUAAACAUUUGAGCAUAUAAUAUAGCUCAGGAUUUGUACAUAUAGUGCGUUCGGAAAGUAUUCAGACCCUUUGAUGUUUUCCACAUUUCAUUACAUUAUUACAACCUUAUUUUAAAAUUGAUUCAAUUGUUUUUUUCCCUCAUCAAUCUACACACAAUACCCUAUAAUGACAAAGCAGAAACAGGUUUUUAGAAAUGUUUGCAAAUGUAUAAACAACAACGGAAAUUUCACAUUUACAUAAGUAUUCAGACCCUUUACGCAGCACUGAAGGUGAAUUCACCAAUUUGUAAGUCGCUCUGGAUAAGAGCGUCUGCUAAAUGACUUAAAUGUAAAUGUAAUGUAACUUUGUUGAAGCACCUUUUGCAGCGAUUACAGCCUUGAGUCUUCUUGGGUAUAAUGCUACAAGCUUGGCACACCUUUAUUUAGGGAGUUUCUCCCAUUUUUCUCUGCAGAUUCUCUCAAGCUCUGUCAGGUUGGAUGGGGAGCACCGCUGCACAGCUAUUUUCAGGUCUCUCCCGAGAUAUUAUAUUGGGUUUAAGUCCGGGCUCAGGCUGGGCAUUCAGAGACUUGUCACAUAAGCCAUUCCUGCAUUGUCUUGGCUGUGUGCGUAAGGUCUUGUCCUGUUGAAAGGUGAACCUUCGCCCCAGUCUGAGGUCCUGAGUGCUCUGGAGCAGGUUUUCAUUAAGGAUCUCUGUACUUUGCUCCGUCCAUCUUUGCCUCGAUCCUGACUAGACUCCCAGUCCCUGCUGAUGAAAAGCGUCCCCACAACAUGAUGCUGCCACCACCAUGCUUCACCAUAGGGAUGGUGCCAGAUUUCCUCCAGACGUGACACUUGGGCAUUCGGCCAAAGAGUUCAAGCUUGGUUUCAUCAGACCAGAGAAUCUUGUUUCUCAUGGUCUGAGAGUCCUUUAGGUGCCUUUUGGCAAAACUCCAAGCGGGCGGUCAUGUACCUUUUACUGGAGGAGUGGCUUCCAUCUGGCCACCACCAUAAAAGUCCUGAUUGGUGGAGUGCUCCAGAGUUCCAUCACUACAGAGGAACUCUGGAGCUCCGUCAGAGUGACCAUUGGGUUUUUGGUCACCUCCCUGACCAACGCCCUUCUCCCCCAAUUGCUCAGUUUGGCCGGGCGGCCAGCUCUAGGAAGAGUCUUGGGGGUUCUAAACUUCUUCCAUUUAAGAAUGAUGGAGGCCACCGUGUUCAUUUCUGCAGCUUCAAUGCUGCAGAAAUGUUUUUGUACCCUUCCCCAGAUCUGUGCCUCGACACAAUCCUGUCUCUGAGCACUACAGUAAAUUUCUCAUGGCUUGAUUUUUGCUCUGACAUGCACUGUCAACUGUGGGACCUUAUAUAUAAACAGAAGUGUGCCUUUUCAAAUCAUGUCCAAUCAAUUGAAUUUACCACAGGUGGACACCAAUCAAGUUGUAGAAACAUCAAGGAUGAUCAAUGGAAACAGGAUGCACCUGAGCUCAAUUGAGUCUAAUAGCAAAAGGUCUGUAUACUUAAAUAAAAAAACAUACCUUAUUUACACAAGAUAUUUUCCAAGAUUUCAAAAAAUACAUUUUUCACUUUGUAAUUAUGGGGUAUUUAAUCCAUUGUAUAAUAAGGCUGUAACAUAACAAAAUGUGGAAAAAGUAAAGGAGUCUGAAUAGUUUCUGAAUGCACUGUAUACAGUCUUUUUUGCUUAUCUUUAUCUAGGGUACUAAUAAUUUUGCAUAUAAUGUAUAAGGAAUAUAAAUCAGGAAAUACUCAGUUGCACUUUUGCCAUUUAAAGAAACAUCGUAGUCAAUGCACGAGAACCGCACCUGAAUUUGUAUUUUCUUGAGUAAAUAUAAAAAGACAUUGUAUCUCCCAAUGCUGGCCCUUGACACUCCCUUUCUACACAUUUGACAUUCAUGGAAUAACACCAAUAAUUAAAAUUAGAAAACAAAUUGGAUUCAACUCAUAUUUAACCCUGGCUUUGAAUCUUCAGUGUCUUUCCUGCAACCUUGUUCGUUGUGCACAUGAUUGCAACACAAUGUUUGUACUUGACCUUAAAACUGUAAUAACAAUGUAUGCACUGUUCUAAAAUGUCAGAUUUGGAGGAAUACGAAUAAUGAAUUGUAAGGAAUAAUAAUGAAUAGUUAGGAAAGUUUUCACACCCCUUGCCUUUUUACAUAUUUUGUUGUGUUACAGCAUGAAUUUAAAAUGUAUUAUAUUUAGAAUUUUCUUGUCACUGGUCUACACACAUUAUGGAAUUAUGUUUUUAGACAUGUUUACAAAAAUGAAAAGCUUAAAUGUAUUGAGUCAAUAAGUAUUCAACCCCUUUGUUAUGGCAAGCCUAAAAAAGUUCAGGAGUAAAAAUGUGCUUAAGUCACUGUGUUCAAUAAUAGUUUUUAAACAUGAUUUUAGAAGGACUACCUCUGUACCCCACACAUACAAUUAUCUGUAAGAUCCCUCAGUUGAAGCUGUGAAUUUCAACCACAAAGAAGAGGGAGGUUUUGCAAUGCCUCGCAAAGGGGACCUAUUGGUAGAUGGGUAAAAUAAACACACACACAAAACAGACCAUGAAUAUCCCUUUGAGCAUGGUCAGGUUAUUAAUUGCAUUUUGUAUGUUGUAUCAAUACACCCAGUCGCUACAAAGAUACAGGCGUCCUUCCUAACUCAGUUGCCGGAGAGGAAAGAAACCACUCAGGGAUUUCACCAUGAGGCCAAUGGUGACUUGAAAACAGUUAGAUUUUAAUAGCUGUGAUAGGAGAAAACAACUGAGGAUGGAUCAACAACAUUGUAGUUAUUCCACAGUAAUAACCUAAUUGACAGAGUGAAGAGAAAAGCCUGCACAGAAGAAGAAAAAAACAUUCCGUUAAGUAAAUAUUGCAAAAGAAAUACUGCAAAAAAUUUGGCAAAUUUUGUCCUGAAUACAAAGUGUUAGUGAGUAGCACUAUACAUAUUUUCAAACAUAGUGGUGGCUGCAUCGUGUUAUGGGUAUGCAUGUAAUCGUUAAGGACGGGAAUUUUUCAGAACAAGAAAUAAAUGGAAGGAGCUAAGCACAGGCAAAAUCCUAGAGGAAAAGCUGGUUCAGUUUGCUUUCCAGCAGACACGGGGAGAUUAAUUCACCUUUCAGCAGGACAAUAACCUAAUCCACAAGGCCAAAUCUACAGUGGAGUUGCUUACCAAGAAGACAGUGAAUGUUCCUUGAGUGGCCAAUUUACAGUUUUGACUUAAAUCUGCUUGAAAAAUCUAUGGCAAGACCUGAACAUGGUUGUCUAGCAAUAAUCAACAACCAAUUUGACAGAACAUGAACAUUUUUGAAAAUAAUACAUGGGAAAUUGCACAAUCCAGGUGUGAACAGCACUGAGAGACAUUUAUACUCACUGCUGUAAUCGCUGCCAAAAUUGUGAUUCUAACAUCAAAUCAAAUUGUAUGUGUAAUACAACAGGUGUAGACCUUACAGUGAAAUGCUUAUUACAUGCCCUUAACCAACAAUGCAGUUAUGUAAAAAAAUAAGUACAUUUUUUACAAAUAUUUAAAGACCAGCAGUAAAAUAACAGUAGUGGAGCUAUAUUCAGGGUGUACCAGUACAGAGACAAUGUGCGGGGGCACAGGUUAGUCGAGGUAAUAUGUACAUGUAGGUAGAGUUAGUGACUAUGUAUAGAUAAUAAACAGAGUAGCAACAGCGUAAC